Messenger RNA from Teleopsis dalmanni, 1220 nucleotides. RefSeq names its product sentrin-specific protease 8-like. The record is from RefSeq and is a predicted model, not a curated record. Gene Ontology annotation, biological process: proteolysis. Gene Ontology annotation, molecular function: deNEDDylase activity; cysteine-type peptidase activity. NCBI's taxonomy places the organism in Eukaryota, Metazoa, Arthropoda, Insecta, Diptera, Diopsidae.
AAAGUCAAGUAAUUUACGAAAGGGAGUAGCAAAUAAAUGAAAAUUAGCACAGCCGGCAAAAGAAACAAGUGCAUGUAGUUUUAAAAUUUGUUUGGAAUCUACAUUUUUGAUUAUUAUAACAAUUUUUGAUAAAACUUCUUAUUUUAAAUUAGUCAACUAAUAUUCGACGAGAUGUCUUUGCCGCGGCGAACAAAGCAGUCAGAUCCCGUUUGCUUGAAUUUUCAUGAGAGUUGCUUGCGUAUGUCCGAUGUACAGUUGUUGCAAGGACCACACUGGCUUAAUGAUCAGAUCAUCUCAUUCUAUUUCGAAUACCUAGAAAGAGUUAAGUACAAAAAUAAUUCAGAAAUGUUAUUUGUCUCACCUGAAGUAACUCAAUGUAUGAAGCUCGUGAGUGAAGAUGAAUUAACAACGUUAUUAAAUCAAUUGGAUGCUGCAUCUAAAAUGUUUAUAUUGUUUGCAUUAAAUGACAAUACCACGACACUAGCAGGUGGUACGCAUUGGUCAUUAUUUGCUCUUUCAAGACCAGAGAAAACAUUCUUUCAUUUUGAUUCGCAUAGCAAUCAAAACUCUGAAGCGGCACACCAAUUUAUGCAACAAGUUAAAGAUGCGCUACAUUGUAAGAAGUUUAAUUUGAAAUCAGUGAAAUGUUUGCAACAAGCAAACAGUUAUGACUGCGGUAUUCAUGUACUAUGUAUGGCUGAUAACAUUGCUGAUCAUGUUAACAGAUUCGAGUGUAUAGAAGAUGUCGCUUUGUUGCAUCAGGAUGCAGUUAAAGGCAAACGUUCUGAAUUAUUAAAAUUAAUACACACUUUAGGUGGGAAAUUGGGUUAAAAAUAAUUAAACAUAUAUUUGUUAAAAAACAAAGAAAUCAUGUAGUUUAGAGAAACAAUUUGUUACUAAGUUUAUAAUACAUAAAGAAACACAAAUAAAUAAGAAAUUAGUAUUAAUACAAAAAUUUGACGUUAAAGUUCAUAUGUUGAUAUAAACAGAUUUUUGACACGGUAUUAGUAGUACGGAACGAAUAUUUAAGCUUACACUAGUUCUUAUGUAGCUUGUUUAAUGUACUCUUUGAACGUGCUGAGCCACGGUUAAUAUAAUAAUAUGUUGGCAAUUAUUUAUUGUGCACAAACAGCCAUAUUUGCCAGUCCAAAUUUAAUAUGCGUAGUGUAAUCGUCAUCAGGAUUUUUAGUCUAAUAAACAAGUUGCUUCAGAAUUACAAA